AUGGACCCCCGGGGAAGCAUUGACAGUAUGGGGUAUGACAUAUCCCAGUUCAUGCCCCAACAGCCUCACCAGAUCUUCGGUGCCUACAACCCCGACGGUACUCCUAUACCUCCGACCUUACCACCAGGUGCAUACUUUGGAGAUCUGACUGAUGGAGGACUGGAUGAGAACGAUCCUAAGCGCCGACGUAUCGCUAGGGCUUGCGAUAUGUGCAGGAAAAAGAAAAUCAAGUGUGAUGGAAAGAUGCCCAAGUGCGGUCACUGCAUAAACUAUAAAACAGAAUGUAUCUUUACACAGGUGGAGAAGAAGCGAAAUCCUCCCAAAGGUGCCAAGUACAUCGAGGGCCUGGAGAAUCGACUCGGCCGAAUGGAGUCCCUAUUGCGCAUGUCCGGCCUGUUGUCUGAAGACGAGGCUGGCAAGACAGAUCUCGGGACUCUCGAGAAGCGCCUGGCUGAGAAGGCCUCUGCAAAAGAGAACGGUGCCAAGGCAACCGAAUCACCAGCGCCUCCGAAAAGCGGUGGGAGUUCUUCAGUACAUGAGAGCUCUCCGAGGCCUGGAUCUACUCGAGAUUCACAUGACACUCCUCGUGACACCAUAACCACACCAAGCACAGUCGACGGCGACAAGUCUCGGGAGGAGGUAGAGAACCUUUCCGAGGCCAUGUGCUCCCUGGUCACCAACAAUGUCGGUGAGACAAGAUACAUCGGAUCGUCAUCUGCGUUCUCUAUUUUCUCAAGCAAAGGUAUCGAGUGGGUCAAUGAGAAGACCGGAGAUACUUCUUUCCAGGAAACGAUCCAGAAUGCCGUCAACGAAGAUGACAACAAAUGGCAGUAUUGGAAACCUGAAGUGUUCGGCGACAUCUUUGUACGUCGCGUCUUCAAGCCGCUGCCCCCGAAAGAGGAAGCCCUGUCGUUAUUCAAGGACUUCUUCGAGAAUUUCAACUGCAUGUUCCCGCUGUUCCAUGAACCCACCUUCAUGCAUCUUGUGGAGAAGCAAUAUUCCAAAGAUCCCUACGAAGGUAGUGGUUGGUGGGCUAGCAUCAAUGUGGCGCUUGCCAUCGCAUAUCGCAUCAGAGUUAUGAGCAAUGUCGUUCCACAAGAAGAUGACCAGAAGGCUUGGUUGUACCUGAAGAACGCCUUGGGAGUCAUCACUGAACUAACCAUGCGCAACACCGAUUUACUUAGCGUUCAGGCGCUUCUGGGCAUGGCUUUGUUCCUGCAGGGGACACCAAACCCUCAACCCUCCUUCUUUCUCAUCUCAGCUGCCAUCAGAUGUUCUCACACAAUUGGUCUCCACAAACGUGGGUCAGCCUUCAACCUAAAUCCCAUCGAAGCUGAGCAGCGAAAACGGGUUUUCUGGAUCGCAUAUUUACUGGAUAAGGAUUCUUGUCUGCGAGCAGGUCGACCGCCAGCGCAAGAUGAUGAUGACAUGAAUGUCGAGUUACCGUCCGAGGAUCCUCCCGAUAAUAUUGGGAACGUCCCACUCGCCGAUGGAAAAGGCAAGAUCAACCUCUUCCGGCUCAUGUGCGAGUUUGCCAUCAUUUCCAGCAAAGUUUAUCGACAACUGUACUCCGUUCGAGCCUCGAAACAAAGCGAUGGUGAACUGCUCAACACCAUUGGCGAGCUCGACAGAGAGCUUGAAGCAUGGAAAGACAGCAUUCCAAUUGAUUUCCGCCCUGAGCACGAAAUCAAAACCUCCCACACACCACUUAUCCUACAUAUCGUCGUCCUCCAUUUCUCAUACUACAAUUGUCUGACCACAAUACAUCGGAUGUCUGUCCACCACGGGUAUUGGACUAGUCGAUUGUCCGAAUACGCCAUCCAAGGGCUUAAUGCCAGGCCGCUCAACCCGAGGGUCUUCUCUUCUGCGGCGCUCUGUGUUUCAGCAGCCCGCGCCUCUAUCCACCUCAUCAAAUAUAUUCCACAGGGUGACUUCGCCUGCGUAUGGUUGAUCCUGUAUUUUCCAGUUUCAGCACUCGUCACACUCUUCGCCAAUAUCUUGCAGAAUCCUCAAGACACUCGCGCCAGAGCUGACAUCAAACUAAUGGACCUCGUUGUCAACUUCUUAACCAAUGUCGCCCAUGACGAGGGUACCGGUUCUCUGAAUCGUAUGUUGACUGUUUGUUCGGAAUUCGCGCGGAUUGCACGCGUUGUGAUUGAUAAGGCUGAGAAGGAGGGGUCAAAGCGUAAGCGGAGACUCGUGCCAGAAGAGGUCCUCCGCGUCAACCAGUCAGCUAUGGCACAAGCCCAGGCUCAGAUCAAUGGAAGAGGUCCUGGCUCCAGGAGAUCCAGCGGCGCAGGUGGCUCUCCUCGGACUGCUUCCACUAUCCCCGCGACACAUUCUACGCCUGUCGCUUCCAUGAAUACUAACCCUCAAACAUUCUUCAAUAUGUCCAACUUCGAAAACAAUGACUAUGCUGACUUGCUCAGUCAACCUGGUUUAAGCCCAGACAUGGGACACAUGCCUAGUGCGACCAUGUCACCCCUCAAUGCAGGCUCUUUUCAACAACCUUUUGUGCCACAAGAUCUGUGGCAGAUGCCCAUGACAUUCGAAUGGGAUUGGGCAGAGUUUGGACAAACAGGCUACAACGACUUUAUAUUCAACGAUGGGACGAUGCCACGGCAAUGA
Exophiala xenobiotica is the source of this 2628-nucleotide messenger RNA. RefSeq lists its product as uncharacterized. Bases 1 to 2628 code for a protein of 875 amino acids. Lineage: Eukaryota; Fungi; Ascomycota; Eurotiomycetes; Chaetothyriales; Herpotrichiellaceae. Gene Ontology annotation, biological process: regulation of DNA-templated transcription; DNA-templated transcription. Gene Ontology annotation, molecular function: DNA-binding transcription factor activity, RNA polymerase II-specific; DNA binding; zinc ion binding. The transcript is spliced from 4 exons. The record is from RefSeq and is a predicted model, not a curated record.